Paramecium pentaurelia is the source of this 467-nucleotide messenger RNA. Lineage: Eukaryota; Ciliophora; Oligohymenophorea; Peniculida; Parameciidae. The record is from the annotation of a GenBank genome assembly.
UAAUGGGCGAUGAUUCAUUUGAAACAGAAAUAUGGAUAAUAGUAUGCAUUCUAGUGUUUCUUUUGGCAGCAAUGAUUGCUUUUUUAAUUUUACAAAGAUUUAGAAGAAAAAAUAAAAGUAAAAAGCUUGAGGAAGAGAUACAUAAACUAUAAUAAUAUGUGAAUUCUUGUGACAGAAAGCUUGAUUGUCGAGGUGAUAAUAUUAAUACUUAACCUUAAUUAUAAAAUUAAUCAAGCUCAUUUACAAAAACUCAUCCAAUAGAUUAAUAGGAUUAAGAAGGUUAAACAAAAAAAAAUGGGAAAAUAUAUUAUGAUGAUAUGGAUAAGUUAGAGAGAGAAAUCAUAAAUUAAUAAUAAUCAUAUUCUCCAAAUAAUAAUGAAAAAGUAAACUAAGGAAAUUAGAAUGGAUAUAAGUUAUCUGUUGGAAUCAAAAAGAAAAAUCUAUAAAUUCAGAUUCCUUAAGAUUGA